Dicentrarchus labrax (European seabass) is the source of this 2359-nucleotide messenger RNA. RefSeq lists its product as uncharacterized. Lineage: Eukaryota; Metazoa; Chordata; Actinopteri; Moronidae. The transcript is spliced from 9 exons. The record is from RefSeq and is a predicted model, not a curated record. Bases 126 to 1073 code for a protein of 315 amino acids.
GCUUUAUGCAGUAAAUUGCAGAAUACAGCCUGUGUAGGAUGUAGGCUACAGCCGGAUAGCUACUGCUGUAAAACUGAAUUCACUCUAAGAUUUCAGGAUUAUGUCAGUUAACCUAACCUUAAAGAAUGUCUUUCUUGGAUCAGAUGAAGCUGCCGGGCCUCAUUAAUCUUUGUCUCAUAUUGAUCCUGGCAUCCCUCUCAAAAGGUCAAAAGUGGAGCAUUGAUGUCCCCAGGCAAAUUAAUGCAACAGAGGGCUCCAACGUGACCAUACCAUGUACUUUUACCCAUCCGUACAAAUCCAACAGACAAAAUGUUCAAGUUUACUGGAAAACGCUUUCUGAGAGAUUUCAAUCUCAAACCACUGACCUGGACAAAUAUGCAUUCAUUUUUCACACAAAUGAAACAUUUGUGAUUGAGAAGUAUAGAGGAAAGACCAUGCUCAUUGGGGAUAAAGACAAAGGAAACUGCUCCCUCAAGAUCAAAGACAUCAAAUUUAAUGACCCAAGCGUCUAUGUGAGAAUUGUCACAAAUGAUGAAAAAUACAGUUUCAAGAAGAUUCUUACCUCCAUUAAUGUGGAUGGGGGUGUGCCGGUCAAUUCUUUACCUAUAACAGAUAUCACAUUUAACACCCUCGAAGUAACCACAAUUGAGAUGACCAAGAUGACCUCAACACCAUCAACACAAAUGUAUACGACCAUUUUUGUACCAGUUGCUGCACUUCUGAUCAUUAUUUUUGUUGGUGGAAUUAUCUUUUGCAUAAAACACAAAAGGUCAAAAUCUUUUACCAGGGAGGACUCUGGAUAUUAUGCAAAUUUUAGAAGAACAUCAUCAAACCAAGCCAAAAGAGAAGGAUCGUACAAAAAAGAGGAUAAGAAACUUCCUGAACCACAGGCCAUUGAUGAACCUGUCUACAUCAACAUGGAGGGUGGCCAGAUCCCAACAAACCAAAUGUGGGACAACAACUUUGUGUGGGACAAUGUGGGACAUGUAAUCUGCGCUGAGAGGCCCCUCCAGAUCAGAUGGAUCAAAGUAUGGAUCACACAGAAGGUGUAUAUGCAAAUGUGGAUUAUUUAAAAUAAUAGAAAAGCUACAAGGCCAAUCUAUUUGGACUUAAGCUUCAUCUUAAAUUGUAUUUCUGUAUUCUGCAUUGUUUUGUGCACAUGUUCAUGUCUACCAAAUGUGUAAACGUGUCAUGGUGGGUGAAAAAUUCAGUGUGCAAAGUCAGUAUUGCUGUGUCGUUUUAAGUUGUUUGGCGGCUUCUUCAGCCUGGGUGUCUUUCUGCUAUGAAGGAAGGAUGGGGGCCUUGAACACGUCUGUGUCCAGGGGCCCAUUUUCUCAUAAUCUGUGUAUGGUUGUAAGCUAUUUAGAGUUAAAAAUAGAUUGUAUUUGUUGAUGUUAUUUAAAGUUGUUUAUAAGGUCUUCGUUUAUUACACCAAGGAAGCACUUUAAGUAUUAAUAAUGUACAGUUUAUUAUUGACAAGGAUUGAAGUCUCCUUCACAUUUUCCCUAAUUUUACAAAUGGGCCCCAGUGUGGGUAAAGAAUGUGUGUUUUCCUCCCCAUUUGGGGAGUCAUGCUAGGAACGGAUGUUUUUAAAGCCAAUAUGGAGAGGAAGAAUGAUUACAACAACCAAUAACUCUUCCAAUGUACAAAGGGCCAUGUAAGAUUUGAAAAAUUAUAAACCUACCCUUUAAAGCUACUGUAGAAAUUACAUUCAUAUUGGACGAUUUCACCCCUCAAAAUUUACAUGAUAGGGAUGAUAGUAAACCUGUUACGUAUAUCACAUCUUUAAGACUAUUGCCAUACCUAGGAUGAUUGCUUUUUAUGGUUGUUUUUAUUGUUUACAUGUUGCAGUACAAUAAGCAAUGAGGCUCAAAUCUGCUAGUGUUAAUAUUACCACUAAGUGACAUAGGAAAUGUUGGACAAUGACUUAAGAAUUUCGCACAUCAGUUUCUGAUGUUCUUAGCAUCUCAUGACUGGAGUUCUGUUUUCUGGUAAAUGCAUUCAUGCUAUCUUCUAAAAAGAUGGGAGGUAGGGGUCUGUAUAUCUACACUGGACACAUUUUGGGUUUAGUGAAAUAAAUAGUUAAAAAAAAGUGUUUUUUCCAGUCUUUCUCAAUAUGUAUGCCAAUUCACUUCCUGUGUAAUUUGUGCUAGAGCUGAAACUUCUGUUUUCUCUUCUUAUGCAGUGACAAUUUAGGGACUGUACCAAAAUAAAGGGUUAAAAAUGAAUGUCAUUGUUUGCCUUCAGUGAUCUAUACUCCUCUUCCACUGCACUACAUCUGUGUGUAUAAAAAUGACCUAAACAUAUAUUACCCAACUGUCUAAAUGCCUGUGCUAAAUAAAGUGGAAGUUAGUAAAGA